Molecule: messenger RNA, 1863 nt
Organism: Vanessa tameamea
Lineage: Eukaryota; Metazoa; Arthropoda; Insecta; Lepidoptera; Nymphalidae
Exons: 7
Coding region: 401-1231 (276 amino acids)
Source: RefSeq, a predicted model, not a curated record
CGAUGCGCACGCGCAUGUCGCGAUCGCGUACGAUAUUCAUUAAUAAACGACGAAUCAACGAAAUAACUACCGAAUAGUUUUUAACCGAAUACGAUAUAUAUAUAUUUUUUUUUUAAUCUGUGCAGUGACAGUUCUUGUGAUAUUAUAAUUGUUUUAUUUUUAAAAUACAAUUGCAGCUUAAAACAAGUGUAUUGUUAGCUUUGUUGACGCGAAACAGCUGUCAAAAUAUUUUUCACACAAUAAAGAACCAGUGAAGAUAUCGAGCAUUGAAGAGUUAAGGUCGACCUACAAAGUUUAUGGUGGUAUCGAGGAACAUGACAUGAGGUUGGGCUGAACGGUGAUGUGCAAGAUGGCGCGCAGUUGAAUUUAAAAAUGUUCCUGUGUGUGUGACAAAUCAAAAAUGGCAAAUAAAGUUAAAAACAAUCACUACGUGGCGACGCACCGUUCGGGGAUUGAUUCGCCCUCGUCGGGGGGUUACUUGCAUCGUUCGUCGAGGGAUGAAAAUGACAGCCACCGAGCGCCCUCCGAGAGGACGCUUUCAGAAUAUACGAUGAUAGACGAGAGGACACGUUCCCCCUCCGGUGGUGAGCACAGGAAUGGUCGACGGCAUCCCACCAAUGGGUCACCACGGGACUCCGGCUCGGAGGUAUAUGUCACUAGCGCCGCCUACCGACCGCCCUCUGAGAUUAGCCGACAGUCGCGAGCACCGCGUAGUGUUUACUCCUACAGAAGUGCCGUGGCGCCAUCUGUUGCCUCCACACAUCGCUCCAAAGUUUCCAGAAAGGCUGGAGUGAAAGUGGACGCGAUGGCGGCUCCAAACCCGUUCUGCCCGAACGUAAAAGGCAUGUGCUGCCUCAUGCUGCUGCUGAACCUCGGCCUCAUCCUCGUCACGCUCGGCUUUGUCAUCGUGCUACAGUUCUUUGAACCGCUCUUCGUUUGGAUCCUGGGUAUAGUCUUCCUUAUAUUCGGUUUCAUCACACUCGUGGGCAGCCUCAUAUACUGCGUAGUGCUCUGUCGAGAGAACCCGUACCCUCGCUACCCGGACGACUUCUACUGGACCCACCACUGGUCAAAAACCAUUGGACCUUCGGAAAUCCACUACAGUGCUAGUGAAAAACCAUACAGACAAAAUGGACACGAUAGAUACAAUAAAUAUAAUGGCGGUAAAUAUUCUGAUAGGGAAAGUGCUAAGGGAUAUUCAGACAGAGAGAGUAAAUUAAGCAGGUAUUGAUUAUAACGAAUAUAAAAAGGGCGCGAAUUAGCGCUGUCACAUUUUCUACGUUUGACAGAUUUGUGAAAAUAAUAAAGAAAUUUUAGAACAGCUUUACUAAUUAAGGCCUAAAAUAUAAAACAUACAGGUUUCGACCGUUAAUGGAAAUAUAAAUAUUUUUUUAAAGUUUAUAAAUAAAUCACUAUGAUAUUCUAGUAGAUAUUUAAGUAUUAACUCAGUUAUUAGUGUUGUGUGUAACACUAUUUACCAUAUUAUAUUUAUUUAUCUCAUGGACAAUAAAUGUGCGCUUCCAUUAACGUUUAAGCUUUUAUUAUUAAAUCUUCAAAAUACAAAAUAAUUCGGAUAUACAAAAAAAAAACACUACGAGAAAAAUUAUAAUUCUUUACUUGGUAUUUUUAGUAAGUAAUUAGUUUAUUUAUAACUUGUAAAUAUUAUAAUAUGAUUCUCUGAAGUAAAAUGCCAUAUUAAUUUACCUGUUAUUUAAAAAGUAAUAAAUAUUUAAACUAGAGACAACUCCAAUAAUAGUAUAUAUUUUUAUUAACUCGAUAGUUGGGAGUUUAUUAUGAAUUUCAUGUAAAUUAAGGAAUGUAAUACAUAUUGUCAAAUAUUUCUAAUAAACGAUUUUAUUACUA